This is a messenger RNA of Acaulospora morrowiae, 2248 nucleotides long. Lineage: Eukaryota; Fungi; Glomeromycota; Glomeromycetes; Diversisporales; Acaulosporaceae. The record is from the annotation of a GenBank genome assembly.
GAAGAAACGAAAGCUCAACUCUUACGAGCAGAAACAAGCUGAUGCUAAGAGAAUCAAGCAAGAAAAAAUGAUGUUAAUGAUGGACGAACGUCAUGGAAGAGACUUUAAACCAGAGUUCAACCAAGUGAGAUAUUUCAGAGAUCAAAAAGAUGCUUCUAAUAAAGGAAAGAAGAGGGCGGACCUAGAACCACCUACUGAAUUGGGACGAGGAGUUACUUUGUCAAUUCAGAAGAAGCCCUUUGGUACUAUGUUCAGGACGCUGACGUUUGAAAGACGGUGUUCAUCGGUAGAGAUAGAUAAUAAUGAACCUGUUGAAAAGCUGUACACCUUGGUAUACAUAUAUCGCGACUCAAACGAUAAACAUAUGGUCGUUGUUCAUACUGUUGAUGAGAGAGAAUUAAAAAUAUCCACUGAAUAUGGGAAUUUUAUGCGUAGUAUGGAUAGUAAAAUUUAUCAUGCAAAAUUAGAUGAUAGUAAAGCGACUCUCAAAUGUGAACUCGAAAAUAUCACAGACUACCAGAUUUUUAUUAAAUCGUUUGUUGUUCUUUAUGGAAUGAGCAAUACUUUGAGAUUCGAUUCCGAAGGAAACGAAAAAGCUCUCGUUGAAACAAUCGCACAACUGGCAGGCGAUUAUUCAAAUAAGUUAUCCGAGAUACCGAAUACCAGAGGAAAGCAACCAUACCAAAUUAUAGAAUUUCUGGCAGAGAAUCCUCCUCUAGGAAUAGAUUCACAAUUUGAUUUCAAAAUAGAUGAAAAUGAAACCAUUAAAAUCGAAUCAAUAAAUGACCUCGUUAAAGCGGCUGCAAUCAAAAACUCUCAAAACAAGAUGGGUGAUCAAGCUGCAAUGCCCCCACCGCCGCGACCUAUCCGUCGUGUUAGUCGUCCGAUGCCCCCAAUACAAUCACCGAAAUCACAAGUUGGACAACUCCAACAACAACCUCUGCCGAAUCCUCAACAAAUUCCAAUUCAAAAUAUUGCGUCACCAAUACAAAUGCAAAACCCACAAAUUCAGCAAAUUCAACAGAUGGUAUUACAAAUUCCCAAUCACCAGAUUCAAAAUCCACAGAGUCAACAAAUGGUAUUACAAUUUUCUCCGACGGCUCAAAUUCAGAAUCAUCUAAUACCUCAGCAAAUGGCACAAUUUCCCUCCAAUCGACCUCCUAUUCCUGCAAAUUCGCAAGUUCAAAUGGCACCGAAACCUCAGUUGCCUGUUAAACGUCCAAGACGAAAAAAUUCCAAACAGAUGGAUGCAGCGAAUCAACCCGAGUCUCCUUCACAAAGUGGACAAUUUCAUCCGCACCCUCAAAUGAUGAUGCAAAUUCCAGGCGAACAAAAUCAGUCAUCAAAUCAGUCAUCAGUCCCAAGUCCUGCACAAACGCCAGUUCAAAUUGGAAUGCCUGGUCAACACUCUGCUCCAGGAACACCCUUGUUAAUCUCUGGACAGAACCAACAAUCUGAUAUAAGCCAUAAUCAACUUCAAGGAACUCCGAUGCAAAUGCAAGAACAGAUGCAAAUCCAACCUCCUCAAUUAUCAACACCUAAUACACCUAUUCAAAUUACUAUGAAAACUCAAGCCCAGCAAUCUAAUCCGGGGACACCAACGCAAAUUCCAACAUACAUUCAAGUUCAAGGCGAUUCGAAUUCAGUUGCAGGACCUUCGGCAUCAGUUCCAAUUCAAAUUCAAGGAAUCCAAGGUCAUCCUUCUGUACCUAGGCCUAUAUCCAUCCCUCAACAGCCUAAGAACGGUAUACAAAUUCACGCUGCUCCCGCGCCUAAGGAAAAUCAGACUCAAACCAAUAAUCAAGCAACUCAAAUAAAUUCUGGUCAGGUUAUGAUUGGUCAAAUUGGAAAUAACCAGACAGUAAUGACGCCAAUGCAGUACGCGCAACUUCAAAGUCAAAUUGCCAAUAGACUUUCCAAUCAAUUAUUGAAUAGACGAUUAAUUAACAUGAAUGUUCCGAACAUGCAAAAUAUAAGAGUACAACAACCCUUGCUUGACCCGCUUCAACAACCACAAUUUCAAAUAAACCCACAAAUGCAACUGGAAAUUCAAGAUCCGUCACAAAUUCAACAAAUUCAACAAAUUCAAAUGCAACAAAUGUUACAACAAAUUCAAGGUCGUCAAGGCAUUAUUGCGAGACCGAACAUAAUGGUUCCUCAACAACGAAUAAUCGAUAAUUCUCCUCGACAAAUGGUUAAUAAUCAAUGGGUUUACCAUCCAAGUCACCCAGGACAACAGCCACAAUAA